Messenger RNA from Pimephales promelas (fathead minnow), 6236 nucleotides. It is a transcript of the gene plxna1a, whose product is annotated as plexin A1a. Gene Ontology annotation, biological process: semaphorin-plexin signaling pathway; regulation of cell migration. The record is from RefSeq and is a predicted model, not a curated record. Gene Ontology annotation, cellular component: plasma membrane; semaphorin receptor complex. Gene Ontology annotation, molecular function: semaphorin receptor activity; protein binding. Lineage: Eukaryota; Metazoa; Chordata; Actinopteri; Cypriniformes; Leuciscidae.
CCUCCUCAUUCAUGCCGUGCUGAGACUUCACACUCGGAAAGUGCACGCGGAGCAUUACACACUGCUGCCGAGAAAAUGUACUCAAGUUUGAGAUUUUAAGCAUGGCGAGGAUAAUAAACCAAGGUAUCAAGAGCACAAGGCUAGCGGCCAUGGCGCUGCAGAUGAUGGUGUAGACGACAGCUCCGUGCCGAGAGAGAGAGCAGAAAGGACACCGGGUCAAUAAGUUGCUCUCCUCAACGUAGACUGACAGACGCUGUCCAGGUUUUUUUCCAGACCCAGGAUCAGAAAGGUGAACGGAUCACCUGGCCUACAGCUUCCUCUCAGAAAGAUAUUAAAAAUGCUGCCGUAUGGGAGGAGGCCCCUUCCCGCCUCUAUUUGUGAGGCUUUCCUCCUCCUUUUCUUCCUCUCGUUCGUCCCUCAAAAUGGGGGGCUCGAGGUUAACCUCUCUUCCUUCCGAAACUUCAUCCCACCAGAGGGAGGGCUUACGCAUUUGGUCGUCCAUAAUAAAACGGGUGAAGUCUACGUCGGUGCUGUCAAUUGGAUCUACAAGCUCUCCAGAAACCUGACCAAGCUCCGAAGCCAUGUUACCGGCCCUGUGGUGGAUAAUGAGAAAUGUUACCCACCACCUGGUGUUCAGUCUUGCCCUCACGAGCUAUCGCAGACUAGCAAUGUCAACAAGCUGUUGCUUCUGGAUUCAGGGCAGAACAGGCUCAUUGCAUGUGGAAGCACCUCGCAGGGUAUAUGCCAGUUCCUCAGACUGGAUGACCUCUUCAAACUGGGUGAGCCGCAUCACCGCAAGGAGCACUACCUUUCCAGUGUGUCCGAGGCUGGCACUAUGUCAGGAGUGGUUAUUAGUGGAACCCAAGGUGAAGACAGCGGAAAGCUGUUUGUAGGUACACCCAUCGAAGGAAAAUCAGAGUACUUCCCGACUCUCUCCAGUCGUAAGCUGAUGGCUAAUGAGGAGAACGCUGAAAUGUUCAGUUUUGUCUACCAGGAUGAGUUUGUCUCAUCACAGCUCAAGAUUCCAUCCGACACCCUUUCCAAGUUCCCUACCUUUGAUAUCUACUACGUCUAUGGCUUCAGCAGUGAGCAGUUCAUCUACUACCUAACUCUCCAACUGGACACCCAACUCACCUCGCCGGAUGCCAGUGGUGAACAAUUCUUCACCUCCAAGAUUGUCCGCCUCUGUGUGGAUGACCCCAAGUUCUACUCCUACGUGGAGUUUCCUAUUGGCUGUACCAAGGAUGGUGUGGAAUAUCGAUUGGUUCAAGACGCCUACCUCAGUCGGCCUGGUGCCAAGCUGGCACGGUCGUUAGGCAUUUCUGAACAGGAAGAGGUGCUGUUUAUUGUUUUUGCUCAGGGCCAAAAAAACCGGUCGAAGCCACCGAAAGAAUCCGCCCUGUGCCUGUUUACACUACGUAAAAUCAAGGAAAAGAUUAAGGAGAGGAUCCAAUCCUGCUACCGGGGUGAAGGUAAACUGUCCCUGCCCUGGCUCCUCAACAAGGAACUGAACUGCAUCAAUUCACCUCUGCAGAUAGAUGACAACUUUUGUGGCCAGGACUUCAACCAGCCUCUAGGGGGCACCACUACGAUCGAGGGGAUCCCUUUGUUCCUGGACAAAGACGAUGGGAUGACGUCAGUGGCGGCGUAUGAUUAUCGCGGGCACACCGUAGCCUUCACCGGCACCCGUAGCGGCAGGAUGAAGAAGAUCUUGGUGAACUCCAUUACCCAGCCUGCACUGCUGUAUGAGAACGUAGUGGUCAGCGAAGGGAAACCAAUUUUGAGGGACAUGCUGUUCAGCCCUGACCAUCAAUACAUCUACACGCUCACAGAGAAAGAGGUGAGCCGUGUGCCGGUGGAGAGCUGUGAGCAGUACAGCAGCUGUAGCGAGUGUCUGGCGUCUGGUGAUCCCCACUGCGGCUGGUGUGUCCUGCACAGUGUAUGUUCACGUAAGGACCGCUGUGAGAGAGCUGAUGAGCCCCAACGCUUCGCCUCCAGACUGGAGCAGUGCGUCCGACUCACGGUCCAGCCCAGCAAUAUUUCAGUCACCAUGUCUGAAGUUCAGCUGGUUCUCCAGGCUCAGAACGUCCCCAGUCUGGCUGCUGGCGUCAACUGUUCGUUUGAGGACUACACUGAGACGGAGGGACACAUCAUGGGGGGACGCAUCUACUGCCUGUCCCCCUCCGCACGGGAGAUCGCUCCCAUCACACGCAACCAGGGUGACAAGAGGGUGGUGAAGCUCUAUCUGAAAUCCAAGGAGACGGGGAAGAAGUUUGCCAGCGUGGAUUUUGUCUUCUACAACUGCAGUGUCCAUCAGUCGUGUCUCUCCUGUGUGAACGGCUCCUUUCCAUGCCACUGGUGCAAAUACCGACACAUGUGCACCCACAAUGCCAACGACUGCUCUUUCCAAGAGGGCCGCGUCAACAUAUCCGAGGAGUGUCCUCAGAUCCUACCGUCCACUCAAAUCUACAUCCCCGUUGGUGUCAUGAAGCCCAUCACCCUGUUGGCCCGGAACCUUCCACAGCCGCAGUCUGGCCAGAGGAACUACGAGUGUAUCUUCUAUAUCCAGGGGAAAGAGUACAGUGUCACUGCACUGCGCUUCAACAGCACCAGCAUACAGUGUCAGAAGACCAUGUACGACUAUGAAGGAAAUGACAUCAGCGACCUGCCGGUGGACCUAUCAGUUGUGUGGAAUGGAGAUUUCGUCAUUGACAACCCCUACCAUAUCCAAGCGCACCUGUACAAGUGUUACGCCAUGCGGGACAGCUGUGGGAUGUGUCUGAAAGCGGAUCCCCGGUUCGACUGCGGCUGGUGUGUGCAGGAGAAGAAGUGUUCGCUGAGACAGGAGUGUGCUCCUCUAGAGAGCACCUGGAUGCACCCCAGUGCAGGAAACAGUCGCUGUGCGCACCCCAAAAUCAACAAGCUGUUUCCAGAGACCGGACCACGACAAGGCGGAACCAGGCUCACCAUCACUGGAGAGAAUCUGGGUCUUCAGUUCAGAGACAUUAUGACAGGUGUUCGGCUGGGAAAAGUACCCUGUGUUCCUAUUGAAGAGGAAUAUGUUAGUGCGGAAAGGAUCGUGUGUCUGCUGAAUGACGCCACAGGAUACCGUGUGCAGGAAGCCCAGGUGGAGGUGUGCGUGAGAGACUGCCUGGCUGACUACAGAGCCCUCUCACCCAGGGCAUUCACCUUUGUGACGCCAUUCUUCACACGUGUCCAGCCCGCUCAGGGACCCCUCUCAGGAGGAACCAGAAUCACUAUUGAAGGAAACCACCUCAACGCUGGCAGCUCUGUUGGGGUCAACAUUGGGCGUCACCCUUGUCACUUCAAAAAGCGGAGCUCUAAAGAGAUCGUGUGCGUGACCCCGGCCGGCGUGAACGCAGGAAGUACUCCGGUUAUGGUGGACAUUGACUCUGCUGAGCUCAGGAACCCCGAUGUGAAGUUUAACUACACAGAGGACCCCACCGUCCUGAAGAUAGACCCAGACUGGAGCAUUGCUAGCGGUGGGACUCUGCUGACGAUCAGCGGCACCAACCUGGCCACCAUUAAAGAACCCAAAAUCCGCGCCAAGUACGGCUCAGCCGAGUCCUUCCAUAACUGCACUGUUUUCAACAACUCAGUAAUGGUCUGCCUGGCCCCGUCGGUGGCUGAUUCAGAGAGAGGCUUUGCAGAGACCGGCAGCGGACCAGAUGAGAUCGGCUUCUACAUGGAUAACGUCCACGCUCUUGUGGUCGUCAACGAGAGCUUUAGCUACUACCCGGACCCCGUGUUUGAACCCCUCAGUCCCACAGGCAUUCUGGAGCUCAAACCAACAUCCCCCCUCAUCCUGAAGGGUCGUAAUUUGAUACCUGUCGCUCCUGGUAACUCCAGACUGAACUACACCGUGUUUAUCGGAGAGACGCCGUGUGUCCUGACUCUCUCUGAGACCCAGUUGCUGUGCGAAUGGCCCAACCUCACCGGCCAGCACAAAGUGACGAUCCGGGCAGGAGGGUUUGAAUAUUCCCCCGGCACGCUGCAGAUCUACUCCGACAGCCUUCUCACCCUGCCUGCCAUCAUCGGGAUCGGAGGAGGCGGAGGACUCCUGCUGCUGGUCAUCAUCGCUGUGCUCAUCGCAUACAAGCGCAAGUCCCGCGACGCUGACCGCACACUCAAACGACUCCAGCUACAAAUGGACAACCUGGAGUCUAGAGUCGCUCUCGAGUGCAAAGAAGCAUUUGCCGAACUCCAGACCGACAUCCACGAGCUGACCCAAGAGCUGGACGGGGCAGGUAUCCCGUUCCUGGACUAUCGAAUUUACGCCAUGAGAGUGCUGUUCCCUGGCAUUGAGGACCACCCGGUGCUCAAGGAGAUGGAGGUACGGGUGCAGGCUAAUGUCGAGAAGGCCUUGACUCUAUUUGGUCAACUCCUCACCAAGAAGCACUUCCUUCUGACAUUUAUCCGCACGCUCGAAGCUCAGCGCUCCUUCUCCAUGCGUGACCGUGGCAACGUGGCAUCACUCAUCAUGACAGCUCUACAGGGAGAGAUGGAGUACGCUACAGGAGUCCUCAAACAGCUGCUCUCUGACCUCAUCGACAAGAACCUGGAGAGCAAGAACCACCCUAAACUGCUGCUCAGGAGGACCGAGUCUGUUGCUGAGAAGAUGCUUACGAACUGGUUCACUUUUCUUCUGUACAAGUUCUUAAAAGAGUGUGCAGGCGAGCCUCUCUUCAUGCUGUACUGUGCUAUUAAACAGCAGAUGGAAAAAGGCCCUAUAGAUGCCAUCACCGGAGAGGCCCGAUACUCCCUCAGCGAGGACAAACUCAUCCGACAACAGAUUGACUAUAAGACGCUGACACUUCAUUGUGUGAACCCAGAGAGCGAGAACGGCCCGGAGGUGACGGUGAAAUGCCUGAACUGUGACACAAUCACCCAGGUGAAAGAGAAGCUUCUGGACGCUGUGUAUAAAGGAAGCCCCUACUCACAGAGACCCAAAGCUGGAGACAUGGACCUGGAGUGGCGCCAGGGGAGACUGGCGAGGAUCAUUCUGCAGGAUGAGGAUGUCACUACUAAGAUUGAUAAUGACUGGAAACGCCUGAACACACUAGCACACUAUCAGGUAACAGAUGGGUCUGUUAUCGCCCUGGUGCCAAAGCAAAACUCUGCGUACAACAUCUCCAACUCGUCCACCUUCACCAAGUCCCUCAGCAGAUACGAGAGCAUGUUGAGGACGGCCAGCAGCCCAGACAGUCUGCGGUCCAGGACGCCCAUGAUCACGCCUGAUCUAGAGAGCGGGACCAAGCUCUGGCACCUCGUCAAAAACCACGACCACGCAGACCAACGUGAGGGCGAUCGCGGGAGCAAGAUGGUGUCAGAGAUCUACCUGACACGACUGCUGGCCACCAAGGGUACGUUACAGAAAUUCGUCGAUGAUUUGUUUGAGACGAUAUUCAGCACGGCACACCGUGGCAGUGCACUCCCUCUCGCCAUCAAAUACAUGUUUGACUUCCUGGAUGAGCAGGCAGACAAACACCAAAUCACAGAUUCAGAUGUUCGGCACACCUGGAAGAGCAACUGUUUGCCGUUAAGAUUCUGGGUGAAUGUGAUCAAGAACCCGCAGUUUGUGUUCGACAUCCACAAGAACAGCAUCACGGAUGCGUGUCUCUCCGUAGUCGCCCAAACCUUCAUGGACUCCUGCUCCACAUCCGAACACAAGCUCGGCAAAGAUUCCCCCUCAAAUAAGUUGCUCUACGCUAAAGAUAUUCCCAACUACAAGAACUGGGUAGAAAGGUAUUACUCAGACAUUGGGCGAAUGUCCGCCAUCAGUGAUCAGGACAUGAGCGCUUAUCUCGCGGAGCAGUCCAGACUCCACCUGAGCCAGUUCAACAGCAUGAGCGCCCUCCACGAGAUCUACUCCUACAUCACCAAGUACAAAGACGAGAUCCUGUCCGCGCUUCAGAAGGAUGAGUUAGCCCGGCGACAGAGACUGCGCAGUAAACUGGAACAGGUUAUCGACACCAUGGCUCUGGCAAGCUGAGGACCCCCUCCUCAUCUCGCCGCCCACCUCAGAUGGCUCCUUCUGACCUCCUGAGCCCAUCCCAGAGCCUUGUCCACACGCACACACACACAGACACACACAAACACACACUAAGCUAACGGACUGCAAGGACAGAAGCAGUACACUGGAGACCCCUCAGCCCAGGGUGGAAAUCCUGUUUUAUCACUUCCUUUGAACUCAACACGCACCAGAAUGUCUCCAU